Messenger RNA from Zychaea mexicana, 1367 nucleotides. RefSeq names its product S-adenosyl-L-methionine-dependent methyltransferase. The coding region runs from base 137 to 1057 and encodes 306 amino acids. Gene Ontology annotation, molecular function: nucleic acid binding; protein methyltransferase activity. The transcript is spliced from 2 exons. Lineage: Eukaryota; Fungi; Mucoromycota; Mucoromycetes; Mucorales; Lichtheimiaceae. The record is from RefSeq and is a predicted model, not a curated record. Gene Ontology annotation, biological process: protein methylation. Gene Ontology annotation, cellular component: mitochondrion.
AUCUUUCUCCUUCUUAUAUAAAAAUAUACAUAGCAACAACGCCACCCUUCAAUUUCCACAUUUGUUCCCGCUUUCCAUUGUUGUUGCUGCUGUUGCUUUUCUCAGUUCCACAGAAAAACUAGGAUUUGGAAAAGAAAUGCCGCGUCGAUUGUGGAGACAUCAAGAUUCACGAUGGAUCCGUCGACUAUUGCCUGCAUGUGAUAAUGAUGUGUCGCUAGCCAGACGGCAACUAACAUGGCUUAAGGAGAAAACACGAAAUCCAACAUUGCUAGAUCGUCAUGUCUACGAUCGUGUGGUCCGACACAAGCCGCUUCAAUAUAUCCUGGGAACACAACCGUUUGGUGAUUUAGAAAUUGUGACACGACCCCCGGUAUUGAUUCCUCGAUGGGAAACAGAAGAAUGGGUCCAUCGAUUGAUUGAUAUCCUUCUACCGCAUGUAAAAGCCAAGAGCCAAGGGGCACAAGAACGACCAUUCCGUGUGCUAGACAUUUGCACCGGCUCUGGAUGUAUAGCGCUGGCGCUGGCGGCUCAUUUACCUCCUCAUCGUACGCAGAUCAUAGCAACCGACAUAUCCGACGAUGCCAUAGCACUAGCCCAACACAACUACCAUGACAACAAGUCAUUGAUACAAAACCAUGUCGACUUUCAACAAGUCGACGUGUUUUCAGAUGCAAUGCAACGGAUGGAUCCGUUCGAUCUGAUCGUAUCCAAUCCGCCCUAUAUCACGUUUGACGAUUACAAGGACUUGGAUCCGGAUGUCAAGCAGUGGGAAGACGUACGCGCUUUGGUAGCUGACGAAGACGGUAUGGCUGUUCAUCGACGAAUCGUGGAGUUGGCAAGCAAUGGAUUAUUACUGCGAUCAUCAAAGCUCCAACGACAAGGAAAAGGAGAGUCGUCUAUAACUACAACCACCAGGAUACCCAUUCCAAGGCUAGCGAUGGAGUUCGGAGGAACUCAUCAAGCUGUGUCGUUAAAGCGGAUGAUGAAACCGAUGCUCAACGACGUUCAAGUGUGGAAGGAUUUGGCUGGGAAAGACAGAGUGGUUGUAGGCGCAUAAGAAGAGAUGGGAUCCUUGCUUUUGCUUUGCGGAACAAACAGGGGAAAAAAAGACACGGGGCGCUUGUGUUGCCCUGUACCUAGGUAUAUGUUUCUGGUAUUAGUAAUGGGCUAUGGCUCAAAAACUGUCUAUCACUUGUAUGUCCCUUAGCGACAUGUUGCCCAUUUCAAUGCAACACCAAAGUCAACACAGUGCAAAGAAGAAAGAAAAAGUCGAUGGGGUAAAUGACUGAAUUACGUGGCGUGGUUUUUUUUAUCUUUCUCUAAUGAAAGAAAGAAAGACUGAAGUGGCAUAUUUAAAGUUUUGCAUG